This is a messenger RNA of Tuber melanosporum (Perigord truffle), 2280 nucleotides long. RefSeq lists its product as uncharacterized. Gene Ontology annotation, cellular component: cytoplasm. Bases 1 to 2280 code for a protein of 759 amino acids. The transcript is spliced from 6 exons. NCBI's taxonomy places the organism in Eukaryota, Fungi, Ascomycota, Pezizomycetes, Pezizales, Tuberaceae. The record is from RefSeq and is a predicted model, not a curated record. Gene Ontology annotation, molecular function: ATP binding; ATP-dependent chromatin remodeler activity.
AUGAGUGUGGUUGAUGGCUUGAAUGUCACGCUUCUUCCCCACCAGAUCCGUGGUUUGGCUUUUCUACUUACUCGGGAAGAGGGGAAAGCAAGAGGUGGUAUUCUUGCGGAUGAUAUGGGUCUUGGGAAGACUAUUCAGUCGAUUUCGCUCAUUCUCUCACAUCCGCAUCCGAACCACCCGCUUAAUGGCUCUAGUUUUGCGCUUUCGCCUCAGUCGAAGAAAGCUGCUGCGAAAUUGCCCUCUGAUCUUGAGAAAGGAACUCUUGUUGUUGCUCCAUUAGCUCUUAUCAAGCAAUGGGAGGCAGAAAUUGCGAGAAGGACAACCGAUUCCCAUAGAAUGCGUGUUUGUGUUCACCAUGGCCCUUCCCGUGCUAAAGAUCCAAGUAAACUACGGCGAUAUGAUGUUGUGAUCACGACCUACGAUGUUGUUCGCUCUGAACAUAAGGAUUCCUCCUUUGCCGAGGGGAGUGAUGGGCAUGGACAGCAGGUCGGAUGUUUCGGUUUACGUUGGUGGAGAAUUAUACUUGACGAAGCUCACACGAUCAAAAACAGACUCGCCAAAGGCUCACUCGCCGCUUGCGCACUAAGGGCCAGGUACCGUUGGUGUCUUACAGGAACACCCCUGCAAAACAAAAUCGAGGAGCUUCAGAGUCUUAUUAAAUUCUUGAGGGUUGCCCCAUUUGACGAUCUUGCAGUUUGGAAGGAGCAAAUUGCCAGGCCAAUGGCCCAGGGUCGCGAGGGCGUUGCAUUGGAGAGACUCAAAGUAGUUUUGGGGGCAAUUAUGCUUCGUAGGACCAAAGAUGUCCUCAGGAAAGACGGCGAAAAACUUGAGGCGGAAGGCGGCCAGAGUAGGAUGAAGCUUCCCGCGAGAAAGAUGGAAAAGGUCGCCAACUUGGAGAAAAUGUUGAGUGGGUUUGGAGCUGUUGGCGGCAAGGGUCUUGGUGGUGUGAACAUGACGAGUGCUUUACUUUUACUGCUGAGGUUACGGCAAGCUUGUAAUCAUCCACAGCUCGUGGCGGGAAAGAUUCACAAAGAUAAAGAAUCUGGGCUUGGUUUGGCUACACCUCGUAAGAGGUCAAGCAAGCCAGCCACGGCUGUUGAUGAUGUAUUGGAUGACGAACUGGCUGGGUUACUUGGUGGGCUUAGUGUUGAUGCCAAAAAGUGCGACGUCUGUUUUUCAGAUUUGACAAGGGAGGAAUCACAACGCGGCGAGGCAAGAUGCGCCCAUUGCCGGGCGGAUCUGGAUGAGCUCUCAAGAUCUGCUAAGAAGGCAAAGAGAAAGGAGAAGAUUAAGGCGAAAAAGGUGAAUAAUAGGAGGAGACCAAUCGUCCUCGAUAGUGAUGACGAACGAGACGAACCCGAACCAGAAGCUGAAGAAGGAACAGAUACAUCAGAUGAGGAUGAUGACAUUCGACCAAGAACUCGUAAAAUCCACAGCCUCAUCGGUGAUGAGGGCGAAGAGGCGUCUGAGGAGGAGUCUGAGGAGGAUUAUCCUAACCCCACCAUCUCUACGAAGAUUAGGUAUCUUUUGGCUGUACUGAGGAAGGAACUUAAGUUGAAGAACAAGACUAUCGUCUUCAGCCAAUUCACUAGUAUGCUAGAUCUUAUCGAACCUUUCCUACAUAGGAAUGGAAUUGCGUUUACUCGGUAUGACGGGAGCAUGAAAAACGACGAUAGGGAAGCCAGUCUAAGAAGGCUGAGGGGAGAGGGAGAGUACGCACCAUCGCCCGGGAAAGAAGAUAGAAGCUGGUGCGGGGUCUUGUUAUGCAGCUUGAAGUGCGGUGCGUUAGGAUUGAACUUGACUGCAGCUUGUAGAGUGGUUAUACUAGAGCCAUUUUGGAAUCCGUUUGUCGAAGAGCAAGCCAUCGAUCGAGUUCAUCGUAUUGGCCAAGAAACUGAUGUGGUCGUUUACAAAAUUACCGUUGCCGGCUCAGUAGAAGAACGUAUCCUUCAACUCCAAGAUCAGAAAAGAGAGCUUGCAAAGGCGGCCUUCGGAGAUGGUGACGGCGGCCUCGGAAAUGCUAAGGCAGCCAAAUUGAGUAUGAAGGAUAUCCUGUAUCUUUUCAGGCGUGAUGCUGAAGGAGUCAAUUCAUCCGCUGAGGCGCGGGGUUUGGGCGCUCGCACCAAAAUCUUGGGCAAGGGUCCUAGCAGAGGAGGAGACGGCGAGAGGGGCGUUGGCUAUACUCGGGAGGUGCCGGGGAGAUAUGUUAUCCCGAGUGCUGAAGAGGAGCGAGAGAGAAAGAGGGUGAAUGAGAUCUCUAACCCUUAUGGUAGGAGGUAG